CCAGCGCAUCCAACACACACACAUGGUCCAACAGACUCCGCCCACUGGGAGGAGACCAGCACAGCCUCCAUCAAUGGGCUGCAGGAGCACACACCGAUUGGCCAAUCAGACACAGCUGUGGGCGUCUCCCAGGGCAACAGGGAGCUCUGAAACGUGUGGAGGAGAGAGAGAGAGAGGAAAAAGAGAGGGACGACAGAGAGAGUGAGAGAGAAAGAGAGAGAGAGAGGAGAGAGAGAGGAGAGAGAGAGGAGAGAGAGGAGGAGGCAGAUGGACGGAGAACAGAUCAGCACAAGGCAGCUGUGAUGGUCUUCACCUGUCACCUGGCUCCACCCACCCACAGCCUCCACCUGACCUGUCACUUGGCUCCGCCUACCGACAUGAGGUCCAUCAGCUCAGGGAUGCAGCUGUUGGCCCCGCCCUCUACAGGCUCCGCCUCCAGCAGCAGCAGCGUCGAUGACGACCCGCCAGAGUUUGGCUCGCAGAGCGACGUGGACAGUCUGCUGACCUUUGACCCCUGUGAAGGCCCCGCCCCAGGUCGCCUGCAGGAGGCGGAGCUUGUGAGGGGCAGCUUCCUGCCGCUGUCUGAGAGGGUGGAGCUAAACCGCAGCAUCCUGCAACAGCUCUUGAGGUCACAUGGCACCUCCAACCAAUCAGAGCGCAGAGACACAGGUUUUUCUUUGAAUGAAUGUGAUUCAGAAAUUCAACAAAAUGAAAAACACAGUGUCUUUGUGUCCUCUCCGUUGCCGCGGCAGCAGCAGUGUGAGGACGGAGCUCGUAUGAAGCGUCGCUCCGAACCUCUGAGAGGAGACCACAACCUGCUGACCCCCGACGGACACGGCCUGUCGGGGGUCAGGCUCUGUCCGGUCGUCCAGGUGAGGUCAGAGGGCGGGGCUCUGCUGGGACACUUCAGUGACUCGUCCGGCAGCGAAUCCGGCGUCCGGACGGCAAGGCGUCGCCCCGCAUCGUCGUCUCCGAACCGACGCCUACGAUUCGAAGAUGAAACGGAGACGGAGGCGGAGUCUCGUUACUUGGAGCGACAGAGGAAGAGGGCGGGGCCACGAAUGCAGGACAUCCUGGUGUCCAAACCUGACGCUUCGCUGUACGUCAACGGCAGGAAGGGGGCGGGGCUGCACAGGGCGGGGCUUAUCGUUGACAGACAGCAGAGAGGUGUUUCUCAGACUCUGCCGGCAGGGGGAGGAGUCAACCUCACCCUCCGCCUCCAUCCAACCCCGCCUAUUCAUAGCCAGGGGCGGAACCUGUACCUGGUCACGCCCAGCAGGCCCCGCCUCAACCUGCGGACUGAACCAAUCAGAGAGACCUACAUUGGCACGGUUACACCCACUGAUGAGAGCGGAGGAGGCGGAGCCGGACCGCAGGCCUCACCCACGUGGGCCAGGAGGAGGACCAAUCAGGUGGAACUGAACGGCAUUCACGCCACACCCCCUUCAGACCUGCCAAUCAACCCCUACGCUCCUGACCAGGUGGCCCCGCCCACUUCUCAGGUUUUAGCUCCACCUCCUCCCCCUCCUCCCCUUGUUACAGCCACAGGGAGGCCCAAUGGCACGAGGGCAGAACAGAACCAGAAGAACCAGGACCAGGAUCUGGACCGAGAGGGGCAGGGGAGACCAGCAGAGGCCACGCCCCACAGGGAGGCUACACCCCAGAGGGAGGCGGAGCUGAGGAGGCGGUCCACUGAGGACGGCGGUCUGAAGUCCACGGUGAAGACCUCCUGGUCCUGUACAGUGGAGACACAGAGCCCGCCCACAUCUGACAGCGGCAUUGACGGACAGGUCAAAGAGCCAAUGAGGAAAGAGCCUCAGAGUGACGACACCAGUCCUUCAGAACAGACCGAAGGCUCUCGUCUGUCUCUGCGUCGUCUCUUCUCGUCGGUCCGACUCGGCCGGAGUCGAACCGGCAGCCUCGACCGAUGCGGCUCACGGCCACGCCCACCUGCGUCUGACCCCGCCUCCCUGGCUCCCAUGAAGAAGACGCCUUCUCUUCAGUCUCUGAGCGUGGGGUCGCCGUUCCUAAAACUGCGAAAGUCGCCGUCGCUUCAGAGUUUCACGUCGGAGCAGAAGAAGAAGGAUCGGUCUGAGAACUACAGACCAGCGGCCGACAGUAACCUGCAGCGCUGCCUCAGUGUGGAGGACGUCAGCGGUCCCAGCGCUCUGCGUUCGGUCGGUCGGGUUCUUCAGGUCGGUUCUGACGGAACCGUUCUGUUAGAACUGAGUCGACCCACGAGCAGAACCUUUGGAUUCAUCAUCAGCAGAGGACGAGGACGGCCCGACUCUGGUGUGUACGUGGAGGACAUGGUGGACGUCAGCACACAGAAGCUCUACGCUGGACUCCUGGGGGUCGGAGACGAGAUCCUGGAGGUGAACCAGGAGAAAGUGGUCUGUCUGAGUCUGGACCAAGUCACCCACAUGUUGACCCAGGGGGACUCCGUCACGGUCCGAGUCCUGCGGCACCGGAGGCUGCCGCCAUGGUGACGCCAUCGCCACGGAGAUGACACAAACUGUGGUGACCCUGACCCGGGUCUCCUCAGACCUGGAGCUGACCCGGGUCUCCUCAGACCUGGAUCAGCUGUGAAGUUGAAUAUUUAUGUGAAAUUCUGAAGGUUUGGUGGUCAGUGUUUAUCCUCUGCAGUAUUUAUGACGUUAUUUACAUGUUUUUAUGUUUAUAUUUUCAGCCAAAUUGAAAUUAAAAUAAAACCUAUUUCUGACAAAUUUA
Molecule: messenger RNA, 2730 nt
Organism: Sphaeramia orbicularis (orbiculate cardinalfish)
Lineage: Eukaryota; Metazoa; Chordata; Actinopteri; Kurtiformes; Apogonidae
Exons: 10
Coding region: 303-2489 (728 amino acids)
Biological process (GO): centrosome cycle; regulation of cellular localization; establishment or maintenance of cell polarity
Cellular component (GO): apical plasma membrane; cell cortex; nucleus
Molecular function (GO): protein binding
Source: RefSeq, a predicted model, not a curated record